CCUUUGUCUCUCACAGCAGUCGGAACUCCAGGUCCCGUCUUCACUCCUUUGGUUCUCCGCUCCUAGAAACCCAGCCUCUGUGGCCCCGUGACCUGCAAGCUUUGGGAGAUCCACAGCUAAGAUGCCGGGAUCCCCUGGAAGCCUAGAAAUGGGGUCGUUGACAUUUAGGGAUGUGGCCAUCGAAUUUUCUCUGGAGGAGUGGCAGUGCCUGGACACAGCACAGCAGGAUUUGUAUAGAAAAGUGAUGUUAGAGAACUACAGGAACCUGGCCUUCUUAGGUAUUGCUGUCUCUAAGGCAGAUCUGAUCACCUGUCUGGAGCAAGGAAAAGAGCCCUGGAAUAUGAAGAGACACAGUAUGGUAGGCAAGCCCCCAGUUCUGUGUUCUCAUUUUGGCCAAGACCUUUGGCCAAUGCUGGGCAUAAAAGAUUCUUUUCAAAAAAUGGUACUGACAGAAUAUGAAAAAUGUGGACAUAAGGAUUUACAGUUAAGAAAAGGCUGUAAAAGUGUGAAUAAGUUUAAUGUGCACAAAGAAAGUUAUAAUGAACUAAACCAGUGUUUGACAGCUAAAAGAAGCAAAACACUUCAAUGUGAUGAAUAUGUGAAAGUCUUUCUUAAAUUGCUAAAUUCAAAUAGACAUAAGACAAGACAUACUGGAAAGAAACCUUUCAAAUGUAAAAAAUGUGGCAAAUCAUUUUGCGUGCUUUUACACCUAAGUAAACAUAAAAGAAUUCAUAUUAGAGAGAAUUCUUACCAAUGCGAAGAAUGUGGAAAAGCUUUUAAUUGGUCCUCACACCUUACUAAACAUAAGACAAUUCAUACUGAAGAGAAACCUUACAAAUGUGAAGAAUGUGGCAAAGCUUUUAAACAGUCCUCGAACCUUAUUAAUCAUAAGAAAUUUUAUACUGGAGAGAAACCCUACAAAUGUGAAGAAUGUGGCAAAGCCUUUAGUGUAUUCUCAACCCUUACUACACAUAAGAUAAUUCAUACUAAAGAAAAACCCUACAAAUGUGAAGAAUGUGGCAAAGGGUUUAUCCUAUUCUCAUUCCUUACUAGACAUAAGAUAAUUCAUACAGGAGAGAAACCCUACAAAUGUGAAGAAUGUGGCAAAGCCUUUUCCUGGGCCUCAGCCCUUCGUACACACAGGAGAGUUCAUACUGCAGAGAAAUUUUACAAAUGUGAAGAAUGUGGGAAAGCUUUUAAGGAUUCCUCAACUCUUAAUAGACAUAAAAUAAUGCAUACAGGAGAGAAACCCUACAAAUGUGAAGAAUGUGGCAAAACCUUUUCCUGGGUCUCAGCCCUUCGUACACACAGGAGAGUUCAUACUGCAGAGAAAUUUUACAAAUGUAAAGAAUGUGGGAAAGCUUUUAAGGAUUCCUCAACUCUUAGUAGACAUAAAAAAAUUCAUACUGGAGAGAAAUUCUACAAAUGUGAAGAAUGUGGAAAAGCUUUUAAUCGGUCCUCACACCUUACUAAACAUAAGAUAAUUCAUACUGAAGAGAAACCUUACAAAUGUGAAGAAUGUGGCAAAGCUUUUAAACAGUCCUUAAACCUUACUAAUCAUAAGAAAUUUCAUACAGGAGAGAAACCCUACAAAUGUGAAGAAUGUGGCAAAGCCUUUACCCUAUCUUCAUACCUUACUGCACAUAAGAGAAUUCAUACUGGAGAGAAACCCUACAAAUGUGAAGAAUGUGGUAAAGCUUUUAACCGGCAUGCACACCUUACUAGACAUAAGAGAAUUCAUACAGGAGAGAAACCCUACAAAUGUCAAGAAUGUGGCAAAGGCUUUACCCUAUCCUCAUACCUUAGUAGACAUAAGAUAAUUCAUACAGGAGAGAAACCCUACAAAUGUAAAGAAUGUAACAAAACCUUUAAUGUAUUUUCAACCCUUAGUAAACAUAAGAUGAUUCAUACUGGACAGAGACCCUACAAAUGUGAAGAAUGUGGCAAAGAUUUUAAACAGUCCUCACACCUUACUAAUCAUAAAAUAAUUCAUACUGGAGAGAAACCCUACAAAUGUGAAGAAUGUGGCAAAGGCUUUACCCUAUCCUCAUACCUUACUAGACCUAAGAGUAUUCAUACAGGAGAGAAACUCUACAAAUGUGAUGAAUGUGACAAAACCUUUAACUAGUACUCAUAUCUUACUAAACAUAAGAAAAUUCGCACUGCAGAGAAACCCUAUGAGUGUGAAAAAUAUGGCACAGCCAUUAACUAGUCCUCAGUUCUUAAAAAAUGUGAGAUAAUUCAUACUGGAGAGAAACUCUACAAAGCAGAAACAUGUGUAAAAGUCUUUCAUAAACUUUUAAAUUCAAAUAGACAUAAGACAAGACAUACUAGAAAAAAACCUUUCAAAUGUAAAAAAUGUGAUAAAUCAUUUUGCAUGCUUUUACACCUAAGUCAACAUAAAAGAGUUCAUACUGGGGAGAAUUUGUACCAAUGUGAAGAAUGUGGCAAAGCCUUUAAGUGGUUCUCAACCUUUACUAGACACAGGAUAAUUCAUACUGGAGAGAAACCCUUCAAAUGUGAAGAAUGUGGCAAAGCUUUUAAGCAGUCUUCAACCCUUACUACACAUAAGAUAAUUCAUACUGGAGAAAAACCCUUCAAAUGUGAAGAAUGUGGCAAAGCUUUUAAGCACCCCUCAACCCUUAGUACACAUAGGAUGAUUCAUACUGGAGAGAAACGCUACAGAUGUCAAGAAUGUGGCAAAGCCUUCAGCCGGUCCUCACAGCUUACUACACAUAAGAGAAUCCAUACUGGAGAGAAACCCUACAAAUGUGAAGAAUGUGGCAAAGCUUUUAACCGAUUUUCAUACCUUACAAAACAUAAGAUAAUUCAUACUGGAGAGAAAUCUUACAAAUGUGAAGAAUGUGGCAAAGCCUUUAACUGGUCCUCGACACUUACUAAACAUAGAAGAAUUCAUACUGGAGAGAAACCCUACAAAUGUGAAGAAUGUGGAAAAGCCUUUAGUGUGUCUUCAAACCUUACUACACAUAAGAUGACUCAUACUGGGGAGAAACCCUACAAAUGUGAAGAAUGUGGCAAAGGCUUUAGUUGGUCCUCAACCCUUACUAAACAUAAGAUCAUUCAUACUGGAGUGAAACCUUACAAAUGUGAAGAAUGUGGCAAAGCUUUUAACCAAUCCUCAAACCUUACUACACAUAAGAUAAUUCAUACUGGAGAGAAAUCUUACAAAUGUGAAGAAUGUGGCAAAACUUUUAGCCAUUCCUCAAUCCUUACUACACAUAAGAGAAUUCACACUGGAGAGAAACCCUACAAAUGUGAAGAAUGUGGCAUAGCUUUUAACCGAUCCUCAAAACUUACUAAACAUAAGAUAAUUCAUACUUGAGAGAUCUACAAAUGUGAAGAAUGUGGCAAAGCCUUUAACCAAUCCUCAACUCUUACUAAACACAGGAAAAUUUAUACUGAGAAGAAACCGUACCAAUGUGAAGAAUGUGGCAGUGCUUUCAAGCAGUCCUCAUAUCUUAUUAACAAAAUAAUUCAUACUGCUGAGAAAAAUCUAAAGUGUGAAAAAUGUGCCACAGCCUUUAACCAAUCUUCAACUUUUUAUUCUUUGAGACAGAUAUACUCAGGCCAGGCGCGGUGGCUCACGCCUAUAAUCCCAGCACUUUGGGAGGCCAAGGCGGGUGGAUCACGAGGUCAAGAGAUCGAGACCAUCCUGGUCAACAUGGUGAAACCCCGCCUCUACUAA
Molecule: messenger RNA, 3706 nt
Organism: Saimiri boliviensis boliviensis (Bolivian squirrel monkey)
Lineage: Eukaryota; Metazoa; Chordata; Mammalia; Primates; Cebidae
Biological process (GO): regulation of transcription by RNA polymerase II
Molecular function (GO): RNA polymerase II cis-regulatory region sequence-specific DNA binding; DNA-binding transcription factor activity, RNA polymerase II-specific
Source: RefSeq, a predicted model, not a curated record